UCUACCCCAGGGUAGGGGUAAGGUCUGCGUACACACUACCCUCCCCAGACCCCACUAGUGUAAUUAUACUGGGUUGUUGUUGUUGUUGUUGUAUUGGGACAGCUGAAACUUUCAAACUACAAGCCUCAACACUGAUUGAAAGACACAGCCCCUUUCAGAGUCCUGAACGUUUUGAUAAAGAAUAUGAUCAGAGUGCAGGAUGGAUGCCAAAUAUGGAUUCCUGACGGUCAAAGGACUGGAAGACAUGUUUAUACCCAUGUUGAGAAACUGCAAGAGCACGGGUUUUAUGAAGAAAAUACAUGCCCAAAUCGUCAAGUUUUCCCUUUCACAGAGUAAUUACUUGGUGACCAAAAUGAUUGAGAUUUGUGACAAAUUGGGAGAAGUAGACUAUGCCAGUUUGCUGUUCAAACAAGUUGAGGAGCCAAACAACUAUUUGUACAAUUGUAUGAUCAGAGCCUAUACAAACAGACAGAGGUAUGUGCCAUGUAUCAAUAUCUAUAAGCAAAUGAUGGAACAAACCCAGAGUGACGAAACAACUAUUUCUCCUGAUGAAUAUACAUACCCAUUUGUUAUUAGGUCAUGUGGGGGGCUUUUGUGUGUUAAUCUAGGUAAACAAUUCCAUGGGCAGGUGUGUAAAUUUGGGUUGAAGUCUAGUAGUGUGAUAGAGAAUUCUUUAUUGGAUAUGUAUGUGAAGUGUGAUCAAAUGAGUUACGCGCAUAAAUUAUUCGAGGAAAUGAGCGAGAGAGAUGUGAUUUCUUGGAACAGUCUCAUUUCCGGGCAUAUAAAGUUGCGUCAAGUGAGAAAGGCAAGAGCUUUAUUUGAAGAGAUGCCAAACAAGACUGUUGUUUCUUGGACUGCUAUGAUUGCAGGAUACACAAAAACUGGCUGCUAUGGAGAUGCCUUGGAUGUUUUUAGGAGAAUGCAAAUGGUAGGGAUGAAACCUGACUGGAUUAGUCUGGUUGCUGUUUUGCCUGCUUGUGCACAACUUGGAGCUCUUGAGUUAGGAAAAUGGAUUCAUUUCUAUGCAGAAAAGUAUGGAUAUUUGAGGAAGACUUCUGUUUGCAACGCACUAAUGGAAAUGUAUGCGAAAUGUGGAAGUGUAAACCAAGCUUGGCAGUUGUUCAAUGAGAUGUCUGAAAGAGAUGUGAUCUCCUGGAGUACAAUGAUUGGAGGCCUAGCAAACCAUGGUAGAGCUCAUGAGGCACUGAAGUUGUUUCAUGAAAUGCAGAGGUCCGUCGUUGAACCAAAUGAGAUCACUUUUGUUGGUCUUCUAUGUGCCUGCGCGCAUGCUGGUCUGGUGAAGGAUGGUUUGAGGUACUUUGAUUCCAUGAAAAAUGAUUAUAACAUAGAGCCACGGAUAGAGCAUUAUGGUUGUCUGGUUGAUCUUCUUGGGCGUACAGGACGUCUUGAACGAGCUCUUGCACUCAUCAAAAGCAUGCCAGUGAAGCCUGACUCUGCUAUAUGGGGUUCUCUAUUGAGUUCUUGUCGAACUCAUCGCAAUCUUGAAAUUGCAGUCAUUGCAAUGGAACAUCUGUUAGAGCUUGAACCUGAAGAUACAGGCAACUACAUUCUACUCGCUAAUAUUUAUGCAGAUCUUGGAAAGUGGGAUGGUGUAUCAAGGAUGAGGAAAUUCAUAAGAAGUAAAUGCAUGAAGAAAACACCAGGCUGCAGUCUAAUUGAGGUAAACAGUGUGGUUCAAGAAUUUCUAUCAGGUGAUGACUCAAAACCAUUCUCAAAAGAUAUCCAUCAGGUGCUAGAGCUAUUGGCCUUCCAUCAAAGCAAAGAAAAUGAUCUAGUUGAUAUAACACUUGAGUACUUGAGUCCUUGAACUUAUACUUCAAAGCACUUCAGCGAGAUGUCUUUUUAACACCGAUGAGAAGUGGUCACUUUUGCGUAUGUCCUUUUCGAUUCAAGGUUUUUGGUAUAGUUUAUACCACAUUCUUUAGCGCCCGGAAGUCCCAUGACGAAUCAUAAUACAAGCAAUCUCCAAUAACACAGAGCUAGAAACCCUAAUUUGACACCAUGACUUUGUAUGAGCCAAUCAGUCGUCUAGCAUUUCAUCCUUGCAGAGUCUUGUAGCUGCUUGGAACACUGCCAAAGUUGAACCAGGUUCCAUUGUUUCUAUCUUUUGCUUAGGCACGCAAAGUUCAACCAGGUUCCAUUGUUGAACUAGGUUCCACUGCAAAAAUUGAACCUGGCUCCAUCGCUGUUGAAGAGGAUGCAAAGCUGCUGGUGUCCUCGUGAAUUAUUGGGAUUGAUAUUGACGCUGAGAAACAUGGUACAAGUAGAGUUUUGUAUUCCUUUGUCUGGGAUAAUGAAUAGUAUUUGUUCAUAUCCUAUAUCAACUGUGACCAAAGUUGAGCUUGGAUCCCAUUGUAGCUUGCUAGAGAGAAGUCAAAUCAAGUUCUACAUAGAAGUUGCAAAGUCAUGCUUAAUGUUAGUGUGAGUAUGUAUUUAUGUGUUCUAGAGAGAAGUCAAAUUAAGUUUGACACACCUUAUUAAAAAAAGUUCUACAUUGAAGUUGCGAAGGUAUCUAGAUGUGUCUUUAUGGGUUCA
Molecule: messenger RNA, 2556 nt
Organism: Nicotiana tabacum (common tobacco)
Lineage: Eukaryota; Viridiplantae; Streptophyta; Magnoliopsida; Solanales; Solanaceae
Source: RefSeq, a predicted model, not a curated record